Lampris incognitus (smalleye Pacific opah) is the source of this 1178-nucleotide messenger RNA. RefSeq names its product lysosomal amino acid transporter 1 homolog. The record is from RefSeq and is a predicted model, not a curated record. The transcript is spliced from 8 exons. The coding region runs from base 243 to 1178 and encodes 311 amino acids. Lineage: Eukaryota; Metazoa; Chordata; Actinopteri; Lampriformes; Lampridae.
UUGAGUGCACAAAGCGACAACAGACAGCCAAAUCACAACAUCAGCAGCCCAUCUACAAUAACACCAUUCACGUGGCCUGCAAACACAGUUCCUGGGGUAGAAUAACGCGCAGGAUGGGGGAAACCUUUACGUCAACGACAGGAGAGAGACGCGAAAGUUUCAGGCGUACCGUGUGACUAGGAGGCACAAAGAAGCCUCUCAUACCGAAGAGGGCUGGCAGACGAACGGACGCCGUCGCCUCCAUGGCUACCGCCCGUUUCCCCGGUAAGAGUGCGGACGUGGCCGUCGGUAACGUCUCCUAUCCUGUACCGGGCCGGCCUCCGUGUGUCAACGGCACCCAGUGGAUCCUGUACCUGCUGGAGGAGUGUGUGGAGAAUGUGUGGGAGUACUGGAGCGUGGUUAUCGGCCUCAUCUCCAUGUUCUGUUUUCUCCUGUCGACUUUACCUCAAGUCUAUGAGGCUUAUCGUAAUGGUAAAGUGGAGGAAGCCAUGUCUUUUGGCUUUCUCUUCUUCCUCUUCAGUGGAGACCUUACCAGCUUUGCAGGCUGCUACCUCACCAGCCAGCUGCCCAUUCAGAUAGUCACUGUGGUGUUCUACAUCUUCACAGAUAUGAUCCUCAUCUCUCAAUUUCUCUACUAUAAGAUCAAGAACAGUUCCACCAGAAAGAGUCCUCUGUUGAAGUGGCUGUGCUUCCUGUGGUGUGGUUCUGCUACCUUACUCCUCCCGGUUCUACCCAAACUCAUCACUGACAAUAGCUCUAACUUGGACACACAGAGUCCAACUACCUCCAAUACAGUGGAGAUUACUGGCUAUGUCUGUGGAUACCUGGCCUCCAUCUUCUACCUCUCCUCCCGUUUCCCUCAACUCUAUAAAAACUUCCAGAGACAAUCCACAGAGGGCACCUCCUACCUUUUGUUUGCCUUGGCCAUGAUGGGCAAUGGGACAUAUGGGCUGAGCGUCAUCGUGGUCCUGCCUGCCCUGAGGGGCUCCAAACACACCUUCAUCAUGAAACACCUGGCCUGGCUAAUUGGCAGCCUGGGAGUCCUUGUUCUUGACUUCUUUGUGACUGCUCAGUUCAUCAUGUACAGGAAGAGGAACUCCCAUCAGUGCAGCCCGCUGGUCAAAGUGUCGGAGGUAGAACCUCUACUGUGCGAAGAAGAGGAACUCUCAAUGUUGUAG